Molecule: messenger RNA, 1852 nt
Organism: Eriocheir sinensis (Chinese mitten crab)
Lineage: Eukaryota; Metazoa; Arthropoda; Malacostraca; Decapoda; Varunidae
Product: glutamate receptor ionotropic, kainate 5-like
Exons: 11
Coding region: 131-1567 (478 amino acids)
Cellular component (GO): membrane
Molecular function (GO): glutamate-gated receptor activity
Source: RefSeq, a predicted model, not a curated record
GACUCAGGCAGGAAAAGAGUGGGCGGGGCGAUGAUUAGUUGAGGGCCAGCCAGCGAGAACCAGACAGAGGGUCUGUGGUCCUCUUCUCUGAUGUUCGUGGGCUUACUUCCAGUCACUGCCAUCGUCAGCCAUGGACAAGCACCGCCACCCUAAGUGUCUGACGGCGUUGAUGGUUGGGGUGCCCAGCCUCAUUCACGUCUCCGGAACACCAGGCAACCACACGUUCACCGGCCCCGUUGUGGUGCUGCUGGACAUCCUGGCGGAGCACCUGCGCCUGUGCUUGGAAUACGUGAUGUCGAAGGAGCGCGUGUAUGGCCGACUGACCCCCAAUGGCUCGUGGGAGGGAAUGAUGGGCAUCGUGCAGCGGCGGGAGGUGGACAUGACCGGGGCACUUUUCACCGUGUCUUCAGCAAGGCUGCCUGCCGCGGACUUCAGUGAACCUAUCUACACAGAUGAAAUGACUGCCAUGUACAUCCGGCCAGGUGUGGAACCCAACAUUGCGGGUUUCCUCAUGCCUUACACACCCCUUGUGUGGCUGCUGGUGGGUGUUGCUUUUCUCCUGAAUACUUGCGCCAUGGUGCUCGUCAUGCUUGGUGAGGUCUCUUGGCACAGCCCUCAAAGGCAAAGCAGUGCUCAGUAUGAGAAUGUGGCAGCAUUGAGGCGCUUUUGGAGUGGCUGGUUAUGGGCACUGAAAAAGUCUUUCCUCUGGACGUGGUCAACGCUGCUAGCUGUCAGUGUGUUUUGGAACCCGGUGUGGGGGCUGACCCGUUACAUUGGAGGUUUGUGGCUUAUAGCUUCUCUCAUCCUGGACACCAUGUAUCGCUCCAACCUCAAGGCCAUGCUCACCAUUCAGAGAGCCAACAUUCCCUUCAACAACGUGGAGGAGUUGGCUGACUCAAACAUCCCCAUCGCCAUUUAUAAAGACUCGACUCUUGACUUUCAAAUUAUGAGAGCUGAUCCAAGCACUUCACUUGGCCGGCUGAAGGAUCAACUUGUGAAGUACUACGUGGACGAGGUCAUGCUAGGAAUAGAUAACACCUACAAAGGGCAGCAUGCCUCCACUUCUUACAAACUUGGCCUUCCAGGAAUAAUACAAUAUUAUUACUCUAAAACUGGGAAGUGUGACACAUACAUAAUGUCUCAUGGCUACCUGGGCCCCUCUUGCCUCAGUCUGGCAUUUCCCAAAGGCUCACACCACAAAGAAGCAAUUGACGCAGUAAUCCUGAGACUCAGAGAGACUGGGAUCAUUAACAAGGUGCUCUCAGAGGAUUUUGUUAACGCCCCAGAGUGCAUGAAGCCGCUGACCGCUGUGGCUGUUCCAAUGCAGCGACAGCUUCAGCUUUUAGACUUUCUUGGAGUUUUUGCAUUGUAUUCAGGAGGAAUCAUUUUGGCCAGUAUUUCUUUCUUACUGGAGCUGACUAGCCAUGGUCCAAGGCAGACGCGGCCCAUCAAGGUAGAGGCAUCUAGAAGUGGUAAAAGUCCACGAGCCAAGACGCUGAGACCUUCCCUCUGUGACUCUAAGGGACGCUGGGUCUUCUGUGCCACCUUGAUGAAGAAGCGCAUGUGAAAAAUGGAGAUCUCUGUAUAAGUUUUAGGAAUGGACCAAUGAUCUAAUCAUUUGAUAAUUUCUUUUAUUUAUGAAUAAAUUCCCAAUAUUGAAAACAAACAUAUAUUAAACUAUCUAACAAACCUCUAGUUAAUGAAAAUCAUACUUAUUGAACUAUUUGAACCUACAAUAAUCAUUAUAUGAUACAUUUCUUAUUUGAUUAUUUUUUUAAGGAAGCAAAACAAUUGACACUCAGAUUUGAUAAAACAAUACUUUAUCCAGUACCUUGUAUAUGGAUAUUAAUAC